Molecule: messenger RNA, 582 nt
Organism: Didymodactylos carnosus
Lineage: Eukaryota; Metazoa; Rotifera; Eurotatoria; Philodinida; Philodinidae
Source: the annotation of a GenBank genome assembly
AUGAGAUCAUUUACAUCAUUCGAACGGUACUAUUUUUAUCAGAAUCACUCAUAUAUACAAUCAGCUCUACCAGACGUUUAUCAUUUAACUGAUACAGCAGUUUUGUUCUUUGAUACACAUUUGUCGUACGCAUCUGAAUACCAUAAAUAUCCACUUGAUUUAAAUAAUAUGAUCAAUCAAAAACGAAAUGACGGAAUAAUAAUAUUUAAUACAGUUACAAAUAGUUAUGAAAUCAAUCAAAAUGGUCCAAAUUCAGAGAGUGGUGAAUUAUUAGUUUCAUCAGUAGCUGCUUCGGUGCAACUGAUUGAUUCAUGGGCAGAUCAGACUUCAGAAUCAGCAACACUCAGACGAACCCCACUUCAAACAAUAUCUAAUUUACAGAGUGCUGAUCAGCUCGAUUCAUUGGUAAUAAAUACAUUAUUUUCAGCAGAUGAAACAACAACCGAGAGACAACAUCCGAGUUUAGUAAUUGAUAAAAAGAAACAUCCAUUUGUUGAUGUUAAUAGUCGGCAAAAUGCCCUACUUCAGUACCUAUUGGCAACAUUAACGGCGAAACAAUUAGACGCUAUACCGUAUAAUUGA